Molecule: messenger RNA, 6780 nt
Organism: Chroicocephalus ridibundus (black-headed gull)
Lineage: Eukaryota; Metazoa; Chordata; Aves; Charadriiformes; Laridae
Gene: ST3GAL6
Product: ST3 beta-galactoside alpha-2,3-sialyltransferase 6
Exons: 12
Coding region: 1001-2059 (352 amino acids)
Biological process (GO): glycolipid biosynthetic process
Molecular function (GO): beta-galactoside alpha-2,3-sialyltransferase activity
Source: RefSeq, a predicted model, not a curated record
UGGGCGGGGGGAGACGGAGCAGCGUUCUAGCUUUCUUCACGUGAGUAUCCCCUCCCCCUGGACGCAUUUGGUAUAAUUCGAGGAAUUUCUUCCGACUCGAGCCAAAUAACAUCUCUGUCUAAAACACGCAACGUGCUUCCUCUUUACGUUGUCUCUUGCAGAUAAGGCUCAGCUGACAAAAAGCUCUCCUCUUCAUCCUUAUCGCGAACGCCAUCGCGCCGGGGCUAAAGCUGAAGCUACUGAGAGGCUUCGAACAACAGCCUGGACGGCCCUGAUAAGAAGCAGCGAGUUCUGUCCUCUCGUCUCGGAUGAUUUAAAGAUAAACUAUCUGCUCUCCGGACAACCGGUAAGUGACUACCCCUGUUCCACACAGCGUACCUCGCUCCGUGAACUGCCGCAGAGGCUGAGGGGCUCUUGUGGAUGGUGCCUGAACCCCCAGGACCGGGUUACGCUGAAACGUGCUUGUUCCCGAGUUUGCCGGCGUUUCUGCCGUGAGACGUUUUCUCGCCGCGCUCUUGCGUUAUUUCAGACGGGAAAGCUCCCGCCUCAGCUCCCGUACAGCCCGUGCACGCUUCCAAUUUUAAAACCUCCUUCAGGCAGCAGCCGCCACCAGCGCUGCUGUUGAACGUAAAUGACCGCAUACUCAAAGGCAGAGCUGGCUCUUCCGAUACAUCAGCCUGUUCCUCGGUGAAGGCAUUCAAGGAAUUAAUUGAGCUUCCACGGGGGAUGGAGCCUUGCCUCUACAAGCUUCCUUUGAAGAGAAUACCAUUUUAAUCGGCUUGAGAGCUGGUGAGACGAGAUGUCCCAGACCUUUCCCAGAGGUUCCUGGGAAACUUCCUGGAGGAAGGUUUCUCUGUGGAAGCAAUUGCCCGAUGGGGAAGUGCCUAUGGGAGUAACUGCAGAGUGUGUAAGCAGGACAGCAAAACCUGAAAGCUGUCGGGAAGAUCACAAGUACCUGAGUCCUAAGUCCUAAAGAAGUGUGGAAAUAGGUCUACCAGUCAUGAGACGAAUCCUUCUGUUUUUUAUCCUGGCGGCUGCUGUUAUGUAUGGUAUACUGCAUGGAAAUCUGUGGAGAAAUAACCUCUACUGGAUUAGCUUUUAUGGACAGACUUCCUCUGUGAGGGCUUCUCCUUCCUAUGAGGCUAGUGGAGUUACCCAGCUACCACCUACGGCUGUGGAGAGGAGGAAUGCGCUGGACACUUGUCUCCUGAAACCGGCAUUUGAAUCUUUACUGAGUGUUGACAAAAUAUACCCGUUCCUGUGCGCUAAUGAUUUUAUCAGAGUGGCGGAGUUCCACGGGAGUGAUAAGUUUGAACUACCUUACGGAAUAAAGAGAGCAGAGCAAUUCUUUCGUUUAGCCCUUUCAAGAGUACAGAACUGUGGACUUUCCAAUGGAGAUGACAGCAUUGCCUGUCGACGGUGUGUUGUGGUUGGUAAUGGAGGAGUACUUCGAAAUAAGACAUUAGGGGAGAAAAUUGACUCUUAUGACGUGAUAAUAAGAAUGAAUAAUGGCCCUGUUAUAGGGUACGAAGAGGAUGUUGGGAGGAGGACGACUUUCCGCCUUUCUUACCCAGAAUCCAUCUUCUCAGAUCCGAUCCACUACGACCCUAAUACAACUGUUGUUCUCAUCGUCUUCAAACCACGUGACUUGAAGUGGCUUUGGGAGAUCCUGGGUGGUCAGAAAAUAAGUGCUAAAGGCUUUUGGAAGAAACCGGCUCUGAACAUGAUAUACAAAUCUAGUCAAAUCAGGAUUCUUGAUCCCAGCAUCACCAGAAAAACGGCUUAUGAAUGGCUUAAUUUCCCAACAAGGUUUCCUAAGAAGGAGAAACCCAAGCAUCCAACAACGGGGCUAAUUGCCAUUACACUGGCAUUUCACAUAUGCCAUGAAGUUCACCUGGCAGGCUUCAAGUACGAUUUCAGUGACAGAAACAGUUCUUUGCACUACUACGGCAAUGACACGAUGUCUCAGAUGAUACAGAAUGAAUACCACAACAUCAACGCUGAGCAGAAGUUUUUGAAGCAGCUUAUAGACAAGAACUUUGUGGUCAAUUUGACGUGAAAGCUGAAUGGAAGAUACAAAGAAAAAUUACUAUUUUCAAGAUCUGAAAAAAAUUUAUUUUUUGUAUGGUAUUUUUAUUUUUUAAGUGCAGCAUAACUGUUUAUUGUUUAAAAAGGAGCACAGAAACCUCACCAAGACAGAAGCUUCUUCUAAGCCUGAGGGUAAUGGACUAUUGCAAACACAGUUAACUGAAUUUCUGUGGAGCUAUUUAAUAACGGUAAACCAUGAAACUUUCAGCUGAAAGUAUCAGGGAUAUAUAAAAAUGUGAUGCACAUCACUUAUUUAUCAGCAAGAACUCUUUCCAAAUGAUUACUUCUCUGGAAUACUUUUGUUUCUCUUGUUGUCCUUCAAAAGAGUUACACUGUCAAGAGACUGAGACCACAGUGUUUAAUUAGUAGAUGGAUGUAAAGUCUUGAAUGUCUGUCUUGUAGUAUAAAAAUGGCUGUAAAACAAUGCCUAUAAAUCAUUACUGUGUGUUUGGGAGAAGGGGGAACAUAGAGAGCGUACAGGUUCUCGUCUGCCCUACCGAGGAGGGGAUGUCCAUCUUCAGCAAAGAAGCCGCAGCUUCUGCACUGACCAUCGACCCUGAACUGCUGCCUGCCUUUGCCGAAGGUGAAGACCCUUUGGUCUGAUUCGUGGAGACGUUGGUAUUGACAAUGCUGGUGUUUUACUCAGUUGAUGGAAAACCAUACUCCCUGUGCUGUGCGUCCAAUAAAUUUUACCGUUGGUGACUUGAUAUAGAAAAGAGGAGUUAUGAAGACUGAAGAGUUGUCCUCACUACCUGUGUGUCAGCUGCUUCCCCCCAGACCACAACAGAAACGUGAGCUGCGACAGAGGUGUUCACACCCAAGUUUAAAUUUAGAGCCAAUGUUUGGAUUCCCAGAUCUCCAGGACAGGAUCACAUGUAUCUUUCGGUUUGUUCACCAAGAAUUGAGGUGUAUAUUUCUGAACCAGAUAAGUCUCCUUUCUCAGAUACUGUAAUGCGAUUCCACCUUUGAACUGUAUCAAUAUGAGCAAUGAAUGUUCCCAUCUUCAGCAGCAGAGUGUGCUAGGGAGUACCCAAGAUGUACCUCAGCUGAAUUAUCAUUUGGCUUCUGUUUACCUCUCCUAGCUUGACGUUUAGGUUUAAAGGAUGUGACUGUAUCAUUUAGUGGUGGCAACUUACUUUUGAUUUUAAUUGAAACAUUUAAUAGGAUGUUUAUGUUUCCUGGAUUGGUUUGUCUGGAACAAUCCUGCUGAAUAAGUUAAAUCUCUCUGGGAAUGGCCUUGACAAAUGCCAAAGAAGAAGUAGUAGUAUGCUGCUGUUCUAAUUCUCUCAGAGUGUGUAUUUUUUAAUUGUGGCAGGUUUAUUUGAAAAUCUUGUGGUUAUCUUAUCAAUCACACCUAAAGAAAGCAUAAAGAAGUCCACUUGAAAAAAAAGUAUAGCUGGCACAAAACCCCUUUGCUGCUUUUUAAUAAAACAAUAUAGGGAGCUUUAGCAUGUUUAGGAGCAGUGCAAACAAUGAAAAUACGAACACAAACCUCUAGUGGGGCAAGAGCACAAUAUUUGUAUUUUUCAGAAGCUGGGGAUUACGGGAGUACUAACACAUUGUCUUUGCAGCAACGUAGAGGAAUAAGCAUUGACGUCAUCUUUCUUUUUUCCUAUUUCUCUUGAAGAGUUCAAUAGGUAUUUAAAAAAAACAACAACAGAAAACCCCCCAAAAAAAUAAUACACAAAACACCACCACCUUCCCCUAGUUUUCAUUGCCCUUUUUGGUCCCCUUAGCUCUGCCUUUUGGAAAUCAGUGAGUGCGGUGUGAUUUGGAGGGGACCCACAGCCAGAGGGGAGGGGGCUUUAUGCUCUCACAUGGUAUUUUCACCUAAUGACUCCUGAGCUUUGGUCCAUUUCAAGCAAAUUGGACCUAUCUGAAAUAACACUGGAUUUCAUAAAAAUCGGGGCUGGGGAAAGAACCAGGUGUGUGCCCAGCAAGGGACAAACUGUGCCAUGGGGCCCAUCUGCCACAGGGGUUGGCCCCUUGGCUAGCCCUGUGCAGGGAGGCAGGUGAGAGCAUGAGGGACACUGGAGCAAGUGACUGGUGGAAAUGGAGGAAACUAGAAUUUCCACCCAAGGUGGCAGAAGGGCUCUUGCCUCUUGCUCAGUUAUUUUUAUUUCCUUUUUUUUUUUUUUUAAAUGCACAUUUCUGAGCCUUUGAGGAAGUCUUUGCUCAAAAGUCUGAAUACAAACAGGUGGGGUUUUGCACCAGCAAACAGUGAUAUUACUGUCCUUAGUUCUACCAGCAUUUAUUUCUUGUCAUUAUUUCAGUUAAUUAAAACGGUUUGAGGUUUGUAUGUGACUCUGCAGCCACAGACCUGCAGUGAUUUAGACUACUGACAGUAGCGAUUCCACGUGGAAAAAAGAGUGCUGGGGUAAGGCUUUUCACAGCAGUCAUGGUGCUGUCUGAGCUCUCUUUGCGCAGAAGUCCUUGGUAGGUUUCAGGCUGUGGAGAGCAGAGCCAGGCAGAAGUGGAGGGCUACCUCUUCCCCCUUGAAACUCACGGUGGCUCCCAGAGCCAGCUCUCCCAUGGGCUUCCACCAGGCAUCCAGCUGCAUCCAUGGAACAUCUCACUGCGUGCUGACCGUGAGGAAUUUUUUCCAAGAGAGCUGUUGCAUUUCCCUCUCCUCUCGAUGCCUGGUUGCUUCUCCACCCCUGCCCCUGUGGGCAGGAGGUGGGUGGGGAGCUGUGCUUCUGAGGAUGUGGUUAUUUUCUCUGCUUUGUUUCCUCUUCCCACUAAUCUAAACUGAUUCCUUGCCUUAAUUUUCUAGGAAACAUUUUUCUUUCUAUUUUUUUAAGGGGGGGAGUUGUUCUGCUCUAGUUAGAAUCCAAACAAAAUAAUUGGAAAAAAGCCUUCAUGGCAAACAAAUGGCAUCCCCCAAACUCUUUUUAGUUAAAGUAGACUCCUUUAUUCCUUUUUUACCACGUCAGCUUUUUUGAUCUCCUUAAGAUUUUUUUUUUUUAAUUUUGAGUAAUGUGUUUGAUAUUCUCAAUGCAUUUAAUAUGCUAUCUACAAGCAUUUAUCCUUACCAGCUGCUCCUUUUUAUUAGUUCUUAAUAAGCCUCCCCAUUUGUAUGACAGACUUGACUUCUCUCUGAAACUAAGCAGUACUCCCAGGGAUAUUUUUCUCCCACUUCCGUGCUCCUGCAGGGAUGUUAAAUCCAUGACUUGCUGAGGCUGCUGUCACAGCAUGGCUGAGUAACGUUUAGAGCCAGACCUGCUCGCUCGGGCCUGAGCCAAGAGUUGAUGCUGUUGAUAAACCACAGGAUACUGGGUUGGGGUUUUUUUCGUUGGUUUGGUUUGGUUUGGUUUUUUGUUUUCUUUGGGGUUUUUUUGUUGGUUUUUUUUUUUUUUUUUAGAAAAGCACAGCCUACAGGCCAGUAGCUUUUCUCUUCAAUAAUAAGCAGUGAGCCAAGUGAUUAAUUCCUCCCGCCGUCCCUCUCCCCUCCCCGCCCCAAGAUGGUUUUUUGGGAUUCUGUGUACACGAGCCCUGCUUCGUCACCCACUUCACACGGUCGUUUCUGCUACUUUGCCUUGAGGACAGGCACCGCUUUUAGACUAACUUAACUUCAUGCAGGCAACAAUAACUAUACGUAGUGCGUUUCUCAGUAACGGCCACAGAUCACAGUGUCUGUUGUAUCGGGGCACGCGUUUUCACAGGCGUUUUGCAAUACCAAAGAUUUGCCUUGGGCCUUUUUGACAAAAGCAAUAAUGCUAACUCCAAAUACCCUAGAUCUUUUCUGAGAAGGAGCUGCUAUUAAGGUUUUCUUUUCCCAUUUUUGUCCUUCCUGAAAGUGAAGGCUCUGCACUGAAACUUCCCUAUAAAAGCUACCCUAUUUUUUUUUUUUAUCACAGCAGACAAGCUGGCAAAUUUUGAAUCCCAGGGUGCUGCCAGUUUUAUUUCCAUGUCUGGUAAUGGUGUAACUAUAUAGGUAAUUAGUGUCUCCCAUGAAUUUUCUUCCUGUACCAAUGGCUGAGUCAGAUGAUCUCAUCCCUUCUUCCUCUGUCCUGUUCUCCAGCAGCCUGCUGCAUUUCGAGAUGGCAGCAUCUUACGGCAUCGGUGCUCCUGCCUUUUAUCUGCCACCCCCCUCAAAAUGCUGCACCAUCAGAAAGACCCAGCUCUAAGGUAACAAAGUACGCAUGGAACAGGCAGGGCUGAAAGCUCUGUUUGUCUCGGUCUUUUAGGGGUUUUGUUUGUUUUCUUUUCUGCUGGGAAAGUUAUUUUUUCCUCUGCUGUAAUAAUUAAGGGAAGUAUGGCGAUACGACUUCAUAAGGAAGGUCACAAACUAUUGCACUAAAUAAGAAUCUGAGAGUGCCUAAAAGAUAUCACUAAAUGACAUUUCCAGUGACUGUAUUAGUGAUAAUAAUACAGAAUCACGACUUUGUUGUUUAAUAAUUAGUGUGUGGUACCUCUUGUUUCACGUGUCAUGCUUUCCUUUUUAACAAUGUCCUGGGAGGUAGUAUAAAUACCUUAACUUUUAAGUGGAGUCUGAUUUUUAAGAACAUACCAAGCUCAACAUCUGUUUUUGAGAUCGGUAAAUACAUAUUUUAUUUACCACUUGUCUUAAGUUUUAUAUGCCUUUAGAGUGCCACCUCUAUGUUGAAGACAUCCUUACAGUUGUUUCAAGUGAAAUUUUGAAUGCUACAAAUGGAAAGAGAUUAUUUUCCUGUGAAUAAAUUGUGUUAAAGA